This is a messenger RNA of Nicotiana attenuata, 983 nucleotides long. RefSeq names its product adenylylsulfatase HINT3. Bases 112 to 729 code for a protein of 205 amino acids. The transcript has 7 exons. The record is from RefSeq and is a predicted model, not a curated record. Lineage: Eukaryota; Viridiplantae; Streptophyta; Magnoliopsida; Solanales; Solanaceae. Gene Ontology annotation, molecular function: adenylylsulfatase activity. Gene Ontology annotation, biological process: sulfur compound metabolic process; purine ribonucleotide metabolic process.
ACAGUUUUGUCCUCUUCUCGAACCACUAAAACAAUGGCUACACAACUCCGACCACCUCCUUAUUCUUCUCUCUUUUUUCUGUUUCAAAUAAUCAAAAGGGUUUUACUUUAAAUGGACAAAAGUGCGCCAGCACGACGUCGUCUGGCUCUUUUAUCUUCCCAUCUUUGUCCGGCAACCUCACCGCCGAAAUCAAAUUGCUUUAAUCCUCUCGUGGUUACCAAUUGCACUUCCAGCUCCAAUGCAGAGAACACAGAAAAUGGAUGCAUUUUCUGUAAGAUUGUUCGAGGCGAAUCACCCGCAAUUAAGGUCUACGAAGAUGAUGUGUGCCUCUGCAUCUUAGAUACAAAUCCUUUGAGUUGUGGGCACUCGCUUAUCAUUCCAAAGUGUCACUUUUCUUCUUUGAAAGAGACUCCGCCAUCAGUUGUGGCCUCCAUGUUCUCUAAAGUUCCUGCGAUUAGCAGUGCAGUCAUAAAAGCCACCGGUUGUGAUUCAUUCAACCUGUUAGUCAACAAUGGGGAAGCUGCAGGCCAGGUUGUUUUUCACACCCAUAUUCAUAUAAUUCCUCGUAAAGCAAGCGACUGCUUAUGGGCUUCCGAGAGCUUGAGGAGACGACCACUGAAGUUAGACCAGGAAGCCAAGAAACUUGGAGAGAACAUUCGGGAAAAUUUACCAUCUUUGGGCAACAUAGAAGACAGCAAAGGCCAAGUUUCCGAUCUGAUUGGUAACUAGGGAUGGUGCGCUCUUUUUUGUAUAUUUGUAACCUAUGCAGAAGGCUAUAAGCAAUCUGGAUAUAAUUGCAAUUCCUUGUUCUCUGUUUUUUCCUCAGUCAAUUACUGGUGAAAUGAGUUGGGAUUGUUGUAAAUUAGCUCAUAGUUUCCCUUGUUAAGUUACGUGAACAAUAUCUCUUUUUCUUUUUCCCGUCUUUUUUCCUCUUAUGAUUGUAUUGUAUUUCUAGUUGGGAAUGAAAUUAGAAAUUAACAGCA